This is a messenger RNA of Gloeophyllum trabeum ATCC 11539, 1038 nucleotides long. RefSeq names its product NAD P-binding protein. The transcript is spliced from 8 exons. NCBI's taxonomy places the organism in Eukaryota, Fungi, Basidiomycota, Agaricomycetes, Gloeophyllales, Gloeophyllaceae. Bases 1 to 1038 code for a protein of 345 amino acids. The record is from RefSeq and is a predicted model, not a curated record.
AUGGCUGCGAAGACGAAUAUAUUACUUAUCGGCGCGACAGGGUAUCUCGGGGGGACCGUCCUGCAGCGCUUGCUUUCACAUCCCGAAAGAGCGUCGUUCAGCAUCAGCGUGCUGGUCCGCAAUACCGAGAAAGCGAAGCUGCUCGAGACAUUCGGCGUGGAGACUAUCAUUGGCUCCCUCUCCGACUUAGACAAGUUGGAAAAGGCUGCAUCCUCCGCUGAUGUGGUCUUUGCUAUUGCCGACUGUGACGAUCUGAACGCCGCUAAGGCGAUCCUCGCAGGCCUGAAGCAGAGACACGCCAAGACGGGCAAGCAGCCAAUUCUGAUUCAUACCUCAGGAACCGGCGUCCUAGUCGAUGGCGCGCAAGGCGAUCACGCCACCGACAUUGUCUACUCUGACCUUGAUAUUCCUUUGAUUGAGAGUUUGAAGCCUACCCAGAUCCAUAGACCGGUUGAUAUCGUGAUCGCGGAAGCCGGAAACGAAGGAUAUGCUCGAACACAUAUCAUACUACCGUCUAUGAUCUUCGGGCUGGGAAACGGCCCCCUGUUUGAGAAAGGCAUCUGCAAUCGGCAUUCGAUGGCGAUACCUGCCUUGCUUCAGCUGGGCUGGCGCAGAGGCCAAAGUGGCGUCUGUGGUUCAGGGAAGAACCUAUGGCCCCUUAUCGACGUUGAUGAUACCGCGGAUUUGUAUAUUGUUCUCUUCGACGCAGCCAGGAAAGACGCAAGUGUUGCGCAUGGCCGCGGGGGCUAUUACUUCGCCGAGAACGGACACUUCACGCAGUACGAACUCGCCAAAGCCGUUGGCAAGGUCCUGGUGGAAUUAGGUCGGGCCAAGAGUGCAGAGCCUACACCUUUCACCGCGGAGGAGUUGGACAAAUAUCCGGUGACCAGAUUCCUCGGUAUGAAUGCAGUCUGUAAGGCCGAGCGCCCCCGCGCGCUAGGUUGGAAACCAACGAAGACCAAGCAGGACAUGCUUGAUGGUAUUAAGCCCGAGGCAGAGGUGAUGAUCAAGAGUGGCCUGAUCGAGACGCCUAUGUGA